This is a messenger RNA of Penicillium arizonense, 1377 nucleotides long. RefSeq names its product tRNA dimethylallyltransferase. The record is from RefSeq and is a predicted model, not a curated record. Lineage: Eukaryota; Fungi; Ascomycota; Eurotiomycetes; Eurotiales; Aspergillaceae. Gene Ontology annotation, molecular function: ATP binding; tRNA dimethylallyltransferase activity. The transcript is spliced from 2 exons. Bases 1 to 1377 code for a protein of 458 amino acids. Gene Ontology annotation, cellular component: mitochondrion. Gene Ontology annotation, biological process: tRNA modification.
AUGGAUCCUCUCAUAGCUGUUGUCGGUGCUACAGGGACAGGCAAGUCCAAGCUUGCGGUGGACUUGGCCUCCCGAUUCAAUGGCGAAAUCAUCAAUGGCGAUGCGAUGCAGAUGUAUCGCGGUCUACCAAUUAUAACGAACCAGAUCCCGGUCGAUGAACGAAACGGCAUCCCCCACCACCUACUCAGCUGCAUUGAUCUCGACGCCGAGGCAUGGCGCAUAGGAAACUUCAAGCGAGAAGCACUACGACUUAUCGAAGAUAUCCGGUCGCGUGGCAAACUACCAAUUCUUGUUGGCGGCACACAUUAUUACACCCAAGCGGUCCUGUUUAAAGACCAGCUCGUAGGCGAGGGAGCGGACGAAGAAGGCGAACCGGAACCAGGAAAAGAGCUCGAGUCGACCUCGCAGAAAUGGCCGAUUCUGGACGCGGAGCCUGAAAUCAUGCUGGAAAAGUUGCGCGAGGUAGACCCCGUCAUGGCUGCCCGAUGGCACCCUAGAGAUGGGCGGAAAAUCCGGCGGUCAUUAGAGAUCUACCUAAAGACAGGGCGGCCAGCCUCAGAAAUCUAUAAAAAGCAGAUGUCGCAGAAGGAAGAAGCCGUGCAGAAGGAGGAGGGUCUACUUCGAUUUAAUACGUUGGUCUUUUGGGUCCACGCCGAAAAAAAGAUCCUUAAUGCGCGCCUGGAUGCGCGCGUCGAUGAUAUGGUCGAGCAGGGCCUGAUGUGCGAGGCGCAGAAAAUGUCGGACUAUAUACAUGAGAAACAAUCCCAGGGUGUCGAAGUCGACCAAACGCGGGGAGUUUGGGUUUCUAUUGGAUUCAAAGAACUGGCGCCCUACUUUGAGGCUGUUCGGAACGGAGAUCUUAGCGAGAAAGAGCUUGAAAAUCUCAGGCGGACAUCUCUCGAAUCGAUUCGGACGGCCACCCGACAAUACGGAACUUCUCAAGUCAAAUGGAUUCGCAAUAAACUGUGGCGCGCACUUUCAGAAUCUGGAAAAACACGUUGUUUGUAUCUUUUGGACAGCUCCAAUGUGAGCGAGUGGAAGAACUGCAUCACCGAACCAUCGGAGCAGCUUGUCCAAAAGCUGCUCCAAAACGAGCCCACACCAGAUCCCAAAUCUCUUUCUGAGCUGGCGACGGCUGAGUUCAGUGCAAAGGAAGCACAGGGCAGAGUAAAGGCCCAGACAGAGAUUCUGAAGUGCUACACCUGCGACCACUGCAAAAAGACAAUGUCUGGCGAGGACCAGUGGAACAUCCAUAUCAAUGGACAUCCCCACAGAAGGGUGCUCAGGGCUGCAAAGAAGAAAGCACAGCGCGAUGCCUAUUUCCGACAAAAAGAAAUGGAAGAGAAGCAGAGUCAUAUUUUCAAACCUGACUCAUGA